Durusdinium trenchii is the source of this 1191-nucleotide messenger RNA. The record is from the annotation of a GenBank genome assembly. Lineage: Eukaryota; Dinophyceae; Suessiales; Symbiodiniaceae.
UUUGGAUGCAUUUCAGCUGUAGUCGCACCACCUGCUAUGGCUCCGAAGUCCAGCAGAAAGGGGAAGGGCUUCCAAAAGCUGCCCUUCAACGAUGAUGCGAUUCAGAAACACUUGGACAAAGACAGCUUUCCUUGCGAAAGUCAGGAGGAUGGUGUGGAGACAAGGUCUGCUGAGGAGUCUCACGAGGAGACGCCAGAGAGUGUGAUUUCCCCAACUGAAUGCCCUGAGCAGCCCUUCACACCUGACGCCUCAGACGGCGGGGAUCCAAGUAGGAGGAUCCAGGGUGCAGCUGCCACUCUCGGUGGCGCCACUGGAAUGCUUUUGGCUGGCCCAGUCUCUGGUGCUGUGCUGGGGGCAGCUGCCUUGUAUGCAUCCACUCGGGAGGACUUGUCUGGAGCCGUGGCAAGGAAAGCUGGCUCACUCUACCUGAAGGUUGCAGAUCGAGCUUGUGAUGAAGGAGUGCGAGUCAUGGACAAAGGCGUUGAGAAAGCUGGCGCUGUCUUGGACAAAGGUUGCAGGAGGCUGUCGCAGUCGCAAUCUGUCCCUGCUCCCAUACGGGCUGGCAUUCAACAGCUCACCGGUCACAGUGGCUACAAUGCAACUUCUGGUGUUGGGCCUGAAGAAGCUAAGAGGAUUCGUGAGAAGCAUCCUGAUCGGAUUCCCAUCCUAUGCGAACGAUCUGCGUACUCUCAGCUUCCUCAACUGGUAAAGAACAAAUUUGCAGUGCCCGGGGAGAUGAGCGCUGGCGAGUUCAAGUAUUUGGUGCAGAAAGAAUUGAAGAAGGCAGCGCCUGAAGAAGCUGCAGGACGCUCGCCAGAGCAGACGAUCUACAUCUUCGUGAAUGGUGUUGCUCCGAGAUGUACUGCUCGAAUGGCGGAGCUGUACGAGCAGCAUUGCCGAGAAGACGGGUUCUUGUGGGUCAAAUAUAGUGCCGAGCAGACUUUGGGUUACCACAUGUUGGACCCAUGGCUGUCAAAUCCAUCCAGGGCGGCCAUGGGUUGGCCUGCCAACUGGCAAGCCUGAUAGUAUCUUCCAUCCAAUUGCGCAUGUAUUUUGGUGCUUGAGGUUGAGGCGCAGAGGAUUUUGGGGGCAAAUCCUUUAAUUCAAAGGAAGCCGCUCAACUGGCUUCCCUGCGACUGUCCUCGCACCCCCCUGCAAGCACAUCAUCAAAUGAUGAAAUGUACGAAGGUG